AUGCUGAAUGCCUCCUCCCUGCAAUACCUCCGGCUAGAAACCCUGGACCUCUCUUCUGCACAGCAGUACCUGACGUUCACGUUCAGUAUCAUCAUCUAUCUCCUCACUGUCACGUUCAACAUGUUGGUGUUCAUGACCAUCGUGUUCACGAAAAAGCUGCACAAGCCGAUGUUUCUCCUGCUGCUCAACUUGCCCAUCAGCGACACGAUCGGCGCCACGGCCUUCUUCCCCAAUUUUCUGUCGGUGAUCGCGACCCGGAGCAGCCUGAUCACUUACCAGGCCUGCGUCACGCAAGCAUUUAUGAUUCACUUCUACGGUACCGCCAGCUCGUUGAUCUUAAGCGCCAUGGCUUACGACCGCUACGUCGCCAUCUGUAGCCCUUUACAAUACAACACUGUCAUGAGUCCUCAUAGUCUCAUCCGACUUGUUGUUGCUGUCUGGCUUGUCAGUUUGCUGCUCAUCGGGACAUUGUUUAUUCUUUUGGGCCGACUGACACUUUGCAGGAGGGACAUUGUGGAUUUGUACUGCAACAACCCGUCUCUACUGAAACUAGCAUGCGAGGACACGUCGGUCAACAAUUAUUACGGCCUGUUUUUCAUAGUCAUCUUACAGGGAGGGCCUCUGCUGUUAAUAACCGUCACAUAUGCACAGAUUCUGCGCACGUGCGUCUCCAGUAACAGCUCGUCCUCCCGCAGGAAAGCCCUGCAGACCUGUGGCUCCCAUCUGGUUGUUUUUCUGAUUCUGGAAAUCAACACUUUAGUCACACUUCUCGCUCACCGCAUAGGAAGCGCCUCAGCCGUGAUGAGAAGAUUUUUAGGGGUGUCGGUGGUAACGUUCCCCCCACUUCUGGAUCCCAUUUUAUAUGGCCUGAAAAUCACAGAACUAAAAGAGUGUAUUGCAAUGUUCCUCAAAAAGAAUUUCGUGAAAAGGAAAGUACGGAGGAAUAAUGGGUGA
This is a messenger RNA of Synchiropus splendidus (mandarinfish), 954 nucleotides long. RefSeq names its product olfactory receptor 52B2-like. Gene Ontology annotation, biological process: G protein-coupled receptor signaling pathway. Lineage: Eukaryota; Metazoa; Chordata; Actinopteri; Syngnathiformes; Callionymidae. The transcript has a single exon. The coding region runs from base 1 to 954 and encodes 317 amino acids. Gene Ontology annotation, cellular component: membrane. Gene Ontology annotation, molecular function: G protein-coupled receptor activity; olfactory receptor activity. The record is from RefSeq and is a predicted model, not a curated record.